UACACUUUGUAGCACUGUAAGCAUUGCAAAUCUCAUAGUGUGGAAAAUGCCCUUAAGGGCCUACUGCAAGGAAAAUAACCUGCGAAGAAGAUGCUGAUAAGGACUGCAUUGAUUCAAUCAUUCACAAAUCCACAAAGUGCAAGGAGAGUCUGACCAUGGUGUCCAGGGUUCUUCAGGAACUUCUGGUGCCCCUCAAGUUCAAUAUCAUCCUAAUGCAACAUGGAUGCCAGCACCAAUGGUGGUGCCUCUCAACUUUCCUCCUGGAUUAGAACAUUUAAGCCAGAUUGAUCAGAUAUUAAUUCAUCGGCAGCUUGAGCUCCUUGAAAUAACAACCGGCUUUGAAACUUGCAACAAAUAUGAACUAAAAAAUGGUUUGGGGCAAAGGGUGUACUUUGCUGUUGAGGAAACUGAUGGGUUUACACUAGGCGGUUUUGAGGGACUACGAGCAUUUACAAUUAGGAUCUUCAACAACUUGGGCCAAGAAGUCAUAGAGCUCCGAAGACCUUUCAGAGACAUUUGUAGAUGCUGCUGCUGCUGCUUCUUGCAAGAGCUUGAAGUUCAUGCUCCCCCAGGCACACCUGCUGGAUAUAUUAAAGAGAACUGGCAACCCUGGCUCCCUAAAUUUUCUGUCCAAAAUGAAGCCAAAGAACAUGUACUUAAAAUGUUUGGGCCCUGUAUAGGAUGGGGUUGUUCUCACCAUAUGGAUCAACACUAUGAAGUGACAACAAGAGAUGAGCAACAUAUGGUUGGAAGAAUUUCAAAUCAGCUGGAUGGAUUGGUACAAGAAUUCUUUAGAGGUGCUGAUCUCUUCAGAAUCCAGUUCCCAAUGGACCUUGAUAUUAAAAUGAAAGCCAUCAUGAUUGGGGCUGGCUUUCUUGUAGGUAUCACUGUGUUUGAACAAAUGCACAGGCUCUGGUGGUGGUAACAGAGCUAAUGUUUACAUUUUGAAUACUUCAGAGAAAACACUGUUCUUGAUUGGCUAACACUGUCAAGCCAGCAUAUAGGCGGUUUUUGUUACAUUUUUGUAAGCUAUAUAGCCCUACUCUGUCACCUUAUUUCCAUUUACAGGAGCUGCUCUAGAAUGAAUAAAAUGCUUAAAUGUC
Messenger RNA from Hemicordylus capensis (graceful crag lizard), 1103 nucleotides. Its product is annotated as phospholipid scramblase 1-like. Gene Ontology annotation, biological process: plasma membrane phospholipid scrambling. The transcript has 8 exons. Bases 224 to 925 code for a protein of 233 amino acids. The record is from RefSeq and is a predicted model, not a curated record. Gene Ontology annotation, cellular component: plasma membrane. NCBI's taxonomy places the organism in Eukaryota, Metazoa, Chordata, Lepidosauria, Squamata, Cordylidae. Gene Ontology annotation, molecular function: phospholipid scramblase activity.